AUGACCAAACAUAGCGUUUUAUUUCUUUCUCUCUUUUUCGGCUUUUCUUUCUUUCUCUCUUUUUCGGCUUUUCUUUCUUUCUCUCUUUUUCGGCUUUUCUUUCUUUCUCUCUUUUUUUUUCGGCUUUUCUUUCUUUCUCUCUUUUUUCGGCUUUUCUUUCUUUCUCUCUUUUCGGCUUUUCUUUCUUUCUCUCUUUUCGGCUUUUCUUUCUUUCUCUCUUUUUCGGCUUUUCUUUCUUUCUCUCUUUUCGGCUUUUCUUUCUUUCUCUCUUUUUUUCGGCUUUUCUUUCUUUCUCUUUUUUCAGCUUUUCUUUCUUUCUCUCUUUUUUUUCUUUUCUUUCUUUCUCUCUUUUCGGCUUUUCUUUCUUUCUCUCUUUUUCGGCUUUUCUUUCUUUCUCUCUUUUUCGGCUUUUCUUUCUUUCUCUCUUUUUCGGCUUUUCUUUCUUUCUCUCUUUUUCGGCUUUUCUUUCUUUCUCUCUUUUUCGGCUUUUCUUUCUUUCUCUCUUUUUCGGCUUUUCUUUCUGACACACACUCUCUCUCUCUCUCUCUCACACACACACAUACUCUCUGUCUCUCUCUCUCGCUACAUCCUCUCUCACCUAACUCUACGCCUCCUCUCUUUCACUCUUUCUGCGUCUCUUCUUUUCCACACACACACACACUCUCUCUCUCUCUCUCUCUCUCUCUCUCUCUCUCUCUCUCUCUCUCUGCUCUGUUCACACACUUACACACUCUUGCGUCCCUUGUCUACUCCCCGCACACAUACUGUCUCUCUCUUUCUCCGCAUCCCUUGUCUACCCUCACACAUUCUCUCUAUUUGCGACCCUUCUCUCAGAUAUUCUCUGUCCCUUCUUUUCCAUACUCCCUCUCUGUUUCUUCCCCCCCCACGAUACACACACACUCUCUCUCUCUUUUUCUGCACCCCUUCUUUAACACACACUCUCUCCCAUACUCUUUCACUUCGUCCCUUCUCCCACAUAUUCUCUCUCACCAUGCGUCCCUUCUCCCACAUAUUCUCUCUCACCAUGCGUCCCUUCUCCCACAUAUUCUCUCUCACCAUGCGUCCCUUCUCCCACAUACUCUCUCUCACCAUGCGUCCCUUCUCCCACCAUGCGUCCCUUCUCCCACAUACUCUCUCUCUCUUUCACUGAGUCUCAACUUUGCAGUAUUCCGUGAUGACAAAGGCAAUCCCCAUGCGCUUGACGCGUACUGCCCUCAUUUGGGCGCUCACCUGGCCGUCGGGGGCAGAGUCUUUGGCAACUGCAUCGAGUGUCCGUUCCAUGGGUGGCGAUUCCGAGGAGACGACGGCAAAUGUACUUAUAUUCCCUACUCUGAUAAAAUUCCUGAUGUUGCUCGGGUGAAAUCCUGGCCCAUUCAAGAGGCCAACGGUUGGGUUUACCUGUGGUAUCAUGCCGAAGGUAUUGACCCCACGUGGACAAUACCUGAAAUCGAAGAAGUGAUGAAAGGUGAUUGGGUGUACAAAGGGCGAACUGAACAUCAUGUCAAUGCGCAUAUCGAGAAACGGAUUUCUUUUUUCUUUCCUUUUUUUUCUUUUUUCCUUUUUUUUUCUUUUUUCCUUUUUUUUUCUUUUUUUCUUUUUUCCUUUUUUUCUUUUUUCCUUUUUUUCUUUUUUCCUUUUUUUUCUUUUUUCCUUUUUUUCCUUUUUUCCUUUUUUUUCUUUUUUUCUUUUUUCUUUUUUCCUUUUUUCCUUUUUUUCUUUUCCUUUUUUUUCUUUUUCUUUUUUUUUCCUUUUCCUUUUUUCCUUUUCCUUUUUUUCUUUUUCUUUUUUCCUUUUUUUCUUUUUAUACUUUUUCUUUUCCUUUUUAUACUUUUUCUUUUCCUGUUUAUACUUUUUCCUUUCCUCCUUUUUCCUUUCCUCCUUUUUCCUUUCCUCCUUUUUCCUUUCCUCCUUUUUCCUUUCCUCUUUUUCCUUUCCUCUUUUUCUUUUCUCUUUUUCUUUUCUCUUUUUCUUUUCUCUUUUUCUUUUUUCUUUUCUUUUUUUUUUUCUCUUUUUUCUUUUCUUUUUCUUUUCUCUUUUUCUUUUUUAUUUUUCUUUUUUUUAUUUUCUUUUCCUUUUCUUUUCCUUUUCUUUUCUUUUUUUCUUUUUUUUUUCUUUUCAUUACAUCUUUUUCUUCUUUUUGUUUCUUUUCUUUUUUUCUUCUUUUCUUUUUUUCUUCUUUUUUCUUCUUUUUUCUUCUUUUCUUUUUUCUUCUUUUCUUUAUUCUUCUUUUCUUUAUUCUUCUUUUCUUUAUUCUUCUUUUCUUUAUUCUUCUUUUCUUUAUUCUUCUUUUCUUUAUUCUUUUCUUUAUUCUUCUUUUUUCUUUUUUCUUCUUUUUUCUUUAUUCUUCUUUUUUCUUUAUUCUUCUUUUUCUUUAUUCUUCUUUUUCUUUAUUCUUCUUUUUCUUUAUUCUUCUUUUUCUUUAUUCUUCUUUUUCUUUAUUCUUUUUUAACAAUGACCAAUGAGAUCUGGUAUUCCUAUCAUUUACUCUCAGGAAACUUCUCUCUAUGGCCUAUUUUCACUCAGCCAGACUAA
Acanthosepion pharaonis is the source of this 2532-nucleotide messenger RNA. The record is from the annotation of a GenBank genome assembly. Lineage: Eukaryota; Metazoa; Mollusca; Cephalopoda; Sepiida; Sepiidae.